AUGGACUACGAUGUUUUGAUCAUUGGCGGCGGUUUUGGGGGAUGCUAUGCAUUGCACCAGCUGCGCAGGUCGGGCUUUUCGGCACACAUCGUGGAAGCCGGAUCGGCGCUCGGUGGCGUAUGGCACCGGAACAGCUACCCCGGAGCACGAGUUGACUCAGAGACGCCCUACUAUCAACUUUCUCUGAGGGAAGUCUGGAAAGACUGGACAUGGUCGCAACGCUUUCCGGGGCACGAGGAGCUGAAGAGCUACUUCAGACAUGUCGACAAAGUUCUCGACAUUUCCAAAGACGUGACCUACAACACUGUUGUGAUCGGCGCCGAUUUCGACGCCGCAACAGCCAAGUGGAUCAUCACAACUGAUGCGGGACGCAUCAUCACAUCACGCUUCUUGGUUCCGGCGACGGGCACUUCAAUCAAACGCUAUGAGCCCGAUUUCAGGAGAAAGGGUUCCUUCAAUGGCAUUGUUAUACACCCUGCAGCAUGGCCAGAUUCCGGCAUCAAUCUUCGGAACAAACGAGUUGCCAUCAUUGGAUCAGGUGCGACAGGGGUUCAAUGUGUACAAGAAGUUGCGAAACAGCCCGGCGUGGAGCUGACUGUGUACGUACGAAAUGUCAACAUUGCGCUGCCAAUGCGCCAACGCGAAAUCUCAGAACUUGAGCAGGAUAGCUUGAAAGCGAUUUACAAGACACUUUUCAAGGUGGCGAGGGAUAGCAGCGCCGGGCUACCAUGCGAUGGGCCUACUCAGGUUACGGGGUCGACCACAACGGAAGAGAGGGAGGCAUGGUGGGAGGAACUAUGGAAAAGAGGGGCAUUCAACUUUCAGACCGGACAGUAUACGGACUUCUUGGUGGACGCAGAAGCGAACCGAUUGAUUUACGAAUUCUGGGCAAAGAAGACGAGGUCUCGGGUGCGGAACCCGGAGAAGCGAGCCAUCUUGGUGCCUGACAAACAACCAUACCCAUUCGGAACGAAACGAAGCAGCUUGGAGCAGGAUUACUACGAAUGCAUGGACCAGGAAAAUGUGCAAAUAGUAAAUGUGAAGAAGACGGCCAUCCGCGAAUGGACAGUGCGCGGUAUCGUAACCGAAGACGGAAGGGAGAGGGAGCAUGACAUUAUCGUUCUAGCAACGGGAUACGACAGUAUGACUGGAUCUUUAACUAAUAUGGGACUUCGUGGUAAAGACGGGAUCGAUAUGAAAGAUAGGUGGGGACAGGGCGUUUGGACGUAUCUUGGCUUGAUGACUCGAGGGUGUCCAAACAUGUUCAUGAUAUACGGACCGCAAGCUCCUACCGCUUUGACAAACGCACCAGUGUUCAUCGAGCAGCAAGUGGAGUUAAUUACAGACUUCCUAGUGAAGCUACGAGCGGAAAAGAUCACAUCCAUUGAGCCACGCCGUUCAGCUGAAGAACUCUGGAAGAAAAGAGUACAAGCAAUACACGAGGCUCUGCUUUUCAGAAAGAGCGAUACAUCAUGGUACGUGGGAGGGAAUAUUCCCGGCAAGAAGAAGGAGCAGCUCAACUAUCUCGGUGGAAUCCCUCAAUACCUUCAAGAAUGCCGCGAAGGCACCAAUGACUGGAGCAAUUUCGAUGUCGUCUUGGGAGUUGGAAGUGCAGACUGA
Molecule: messenger RNA, 1620 nt
Organism: Colletotrichum godetiae
Lineage: Eukaryota; Fungi; Ascomycota; Sordariomycetes; Glomerellales; Glomerellaceae
Exons: 2
Coding region: 1-1620 (539 amino acids)
Molecular function (GO): oxidoreductase activity
Source: RefSeq, a predicted model, not a curated record